Molecule: messenger RNA, 936 nt
Organism: Pterocles gutturalis (yellow-throated sandgrouse)
Lineage: Eukaryota; Metazoa; Chordata; Aves; Pterocliformes; Pteroclidae
Gene: BAZ1A
Product: bromodomain adjacent to zinc finger domain, 1A
Exons: 7
Biological process (GO): chromatin remodeling
Source: RefSeq, a predicted model, not a curated record
CACUUCUAGCUUUUGAUGCUGUUACUGUAGUGAGAGAAGACUUUGCUUUUACAGUAGUGAUUUACCAUGCCAUGGAUAAAAAGUAUGAUUUUUUUGAACGCACCAUUCUGUGCAACAGCCUUGUGUGGAGCUGUGCUAUCACAGGUAAACCAGGACUCACAUAUCAGGAAGCAGUGGAAUCAGAGAAGAAAGCCAGACUUAAUCUUCAGAGUUUUCCAGAGGCACUCAUCAUUCCAAUUCUCUACUUGGCCACCCUUACCCAUCGCUCCCGACUUCAUGAGAUCUGUGAUGAAAUCUAUGCUUAUGUCAAGGAUCGGUAUUUUGUUGGUGAAACAGUGGAAGUAGUUAGAAAUAAUGGUGCAAGGUUGCAGUGUAAGAUUUUGGAAGUCAUAGCUCCAGCCCAUCACAAUGGAAUGGAGAAUGGCCAUGCCAGCAGCACUGACGGAGACACAAUUGUCAUCAGCGACAGUGACGAGUCAGAAACACACAACAGCUCUGCACAAAAUGGGGAGAAGAAAGCCAUAAUUGAUCCUUCUUUGUUCAAAUACAAAGUCCAACCUAUUAAAAAAGAACUAUAUGAAACUGUUAUCGUUAAAGCAUCUCAACUAAGCCGGAGGAAACAUCUCUUUUCUCGUGAUAGACUUAAACUUUUUCUGAAACAACACUGUGAACCACAUGAUGGAAUCAUUAAAACCAAGGCAACAUCAAUUGCAAAAUAUAAUCUAUCAGAACAAAAUUUCUUCUACUUCUUUCCUGAUGAGCCACCCACAUUUAUCUUCAGUCCUGCAAGCAGACGGCGAGGGAGACCUCCAAAAAGGGCAUCUACUAGUCUUGAGGACGAGAUUCCUGCUAAACAAAAUACCCAAGGAAACAAAAGUAAAGUAGCAAGGGAAAAGACAAGGUUCCAAAAGCAAAAAGAAGAUAUGCGGGCCAUGA